Messenger RNA from Pygocentrus nattereri (red-bellied piranha), 3383 nucleotides. RefSeq lists its product as uncharacterized. Gene Ontology annotation, molecular function: GTP binding. The record is from RefSeq and is a predicted model, not a curated record. Lineage: Eukaryota; Metazoa; Chordata; Actinopteri; Characiformes; Serrasalmidae. The coding region runs from base 94 to 2808 and encodes 904 amino acids. The transcript has 7 exons.
AACUGAAGCUUUAAGUUCUGACCUUUCAGGAAUUGGCCGUCGAGUAACGCGUGAAAAGCCGCUCGGAACAGGGGAAAUCGUAAUGACCCAGUCAUGUCAGUGUUGAAGCAGAUGAGGACUCUCUCACCACUGUCCAUCAUUCUCCUUGGAGAAAAACAGUCAGGAAGGAGCUCAGCUGGAAACACCAUUCUGGGCCGAUCAGAAUUCCAGGUUGAUGGAACCUUAGAGCCAUUAACAGUGGGAUCAGGAGAUGUCGAGAGCAGAGGAGUGACUGUAGUGAACACCACUGGUUGGAAGCCAGGGUGUCACCCAAAGGUGCCACUCCGAAUUUUGGACAGAGCAUGUGGACAUGUGUCUUGCGCUACAGGCCAGGGCCCUCAUGCCCUUCUGCUGACAAUUCCCAUCUACUUUAAGAUGAGCUGGAAUAAGAAGGUUGCAAAAAGGCUGCUGAAGCUGUUUGAUGACAACAUAUGGAGACACACCAUAGUUCUGUUUACCAAAGCAGACCAGUUAGGUUUGAUGAGCUUGGAGAGAUACCUGGAAGGUAGUGGGAGGCCCCUCCAGGCCCUGGUGGAAAAGUGUGAGCGGAGGUACCAUGCCCUCAACAACCAAACAAUUGACAACCGCAAGCAGGUCAUUGAGCUACUGGACAAGAUUGAUCAAACGGUUGCAGAAAAUGGUGGAAAGACUUUCCAGUUGAUUGAUAGCAGUUGGGAAGAGAAAGCCAUGGUAGAUCAUCAGACAGAAGCCCCUAAAAUGAAUGUGCUGGAAGAACAGCUGAAAGAGAUGAUGGAAAAACAGGCAAAGCUGGAGGAGGAGCUACAUGAAUGGAGGGAGAGAGGAAGGCCAGAGAAAUGCAUGGUCAAAUCACUGAGACAAGAGGAGGAAUACCCAGAAUUUUUACCUAAGCAAAAUAAUCUCCAGUGCAAUCAGCCUUUACAAAAUUUACCUGGCUUUUGCUCAGAGGACAGAGCAGAAAUACCAAAUCUGUACAGUGAACCGAGUGUACAAGAAGCAGAGUUUGAGGAGGAAAAGGUCACAACAACUGACUGUAACUUUUCUAGCAAUGAAGAAAUGUCUUCUGAUGGCUUAGUGAUAAGAACAUAUGAGGAAUGUAAUGCUGAAUUUGGGGCUGACAUAUCACAAAUAAACAGUAAGGAAAUGCAAAACUAUGAUUCUGUACAGCAGAAAGAGCAUGUAAAAGAAUAUAAGUGGUCUGAGAAGGAGCCCACUGUCAAUCAAGCAUGUGAGGAUAAAGUGGGAAGCCAUGAAUGGGUGGGCCAUGCCUCAAACAGAAAUCUAUCCAUGAGCAGCAAUGAUGAAGAAAAACUGCAAAUGCAAAAUGAAAGUGAUUCAAAUAACACAAACACUACUGAAGGGCUCAAUGUGAUGGAGCAACCUAAUCUGCAGAUGUCUGACCUGCAAAAUGGUGGUCAGAAUGCUGACCCAGAAGACAAGGACUGUCCUGAUGCCAUCAAAACAGAGAGGCCGAUUGAUGCGUUCAAAGAAGAGCAGAUAGCAAACAAGACAGACUGCAGUGGUGCGCCAAUGAAGGAUGCUUAUGAGGUUGUCUUGGAUGGAGCUGCCCAGGAGGCAGAACAGGUGAAAAAUGAGGAAAACAACCAGCUGCAGCCAUAUGCUGUGUUGAACACUCCUCAAAAUUGGGGCCACCCAAGGAAUGGGACAAAGAGUUUCAUUGCCUUUUACAGUCAAAUCAACAGCCAUCAACAAGGUGCAGUCAGGAUUGAUGUUCUUCGGGUUUUUAUCUGCUGGAAAAACCUGAAUCCACCUUUUCAAACAGCAUCAAUUUCUUUCAUCUUAUGCUGUGUCAGCAUAAACAAGAGCCUGAAGAGAAUUCUACUGUCAAAACAGCCAAAGACAGUUGGUAAAAAUGAGGACUCAUUGGUGUUUCCUAUGGAACAGCAACUACCAGCCAAAGAAAGGCAUCAGUGGCAGCAUCAGAAAGACUUAGUACUGCUGGAUGGUGGUGACUGGACUGGGGAUUUGGAUGGAGAGAUGCGCCAACCUAGCAAGACAGAAGAUGAUGAAGGGAUAACACAGCAUAACUUUAGAGUAGAUGAAAAGAUAUCCCAAUACAGAGAUUACAGCAAGAAGUUUAAUGAUGGGACAUCACAACACCACAGGAAGGAAAAUUAUGGAGAGACACCCAACCACAGCAAUAGGGGUAAAGAUGUAGAGAGACCCCACCACAGCAAUAAGGAUAAUGAUGUAGAAACACCCCAACGCAGCAUGAAGGAUAAUGAUGUAGAGACACCCCAACACAGCAAGAAGGAUAAUGAUGUAGAGACACCCCAAUGCAGCAGGAAGGGCAAAGAUGGAGGGAUAUCCCAACACAACAGAGAAUGCAAUGAAGGAGGGAAACCCCAACAUAGCAGAAAGGGUAAUGAUGAAGGAAUAACCAAACUUAGCAAGAAGAAGGAUGAAGGGAUAGUGAAGCAGAGCAAGAAGAAUAGUGAUAGAGAGUUACCCCAGCACAGCAGGAAGAUGAACAGUCCUACAGCAGCUAUGAAAGACAAGAGAACAGCUCGAAAAGAAAGAUGUCCACCUGCUUCAGAAGAGAGCACGUCCUCAUGGAACAAACUGAAUCAUCAAGGUGAACAGAAAUGUGAUAAACAAUUCUUUAUGAAAAGAGAAGAAUUUAGGAGAGAAAGAAAAGCCAGACGAAGUCAGAGUUUGGAUCGCAUCAUUAUGCUAAGCUGUCUCGGGGAAAAGAAUAUGAAAAAAGAGAGAAGCAUCAGAAAGAGCAGAAGAGCCAAGAGCCUAGAACGAUUUAUUGAGUUCAGCUGACUCCACCAGUAUGGGCAGCCCUGAUGAAGGAAGCUCAUCUGAUGGUUGGAUCUCAGUGUAUUUGGUGUGAAUGGCUGUGUUGUAAUAUAUUUUAUUUGCUACAGGCAAUGUUUCUUCAUUAUUUGUCUUUUUUAAGACUGAGUUUGAGAAGAAUUCUGUGAACAAACUCACUGCUUAUUUUUAAAAAUAUCACUUUGCUGACACCUACUGGCCAAAAAAAAACAAAACAAAACGGCACUGCAAUAUUUAUGUUGCUGCCAUCCUAUUGAUCAUAUUCACAUCUUAUUGAUCAUAUUAUGCAUAUCAUAUCAUAUAUUUAUCAUAUCCUAUAUAUCAAAUUUGCAUUCACAUAUCUAGUAUAAUAGUAUUAUUAGUAUUAUAUUAGUAUUAUAUGGUAUUAUUGUCUUAUACUUUUAUCAUUUUAAUAGAAUUUUCUGCAAUACACUGUGUUAGAUUUUAGCUUUGGGAAGUGGGCAUGAAUAGUCUAAUAGAAAACCAUGAGGUGACUCGAGAAUAAAAAGCAAUUUUAAAGUUUUAUUGUAUAGAAGCUCCAAUAAAACCACUUUUUUCAUUUC